Molecule: messenger RNA, 855 nt
Organism: Umbelopsis ramanniana AG
Lineage: Eukaryota; Fungi; Mucoromycota; Umbelopsidomycetes; Umbelopsidales; Umbelopsidaceae
Exons: 1
Coding region: 142-687 (181 amino acids)
Biological process (GO): allantoin catabolic process
Molecular function (GO): ureidoglycolate lyase activity; ureidoglycolate hydrolase activity
Source: RefSeq, a predicted model, not a curated record
UUUUUGUUUGGCACCACGGUCUUCUAUUGGCUCAUCAACAAAAUCGGAAAUCUUGGUUCCAACAAUACAAAUUAUAUAAAGAGCAGCCUUUCUUCCAACAGAUAUGUAUAGAUCCCUUUGUAUAUCAUUCACAGCUGUAAAAUGUCCAAUAAAACAUUGACUGCGUUACCCUUGACUGCUGCUGCCUACGCACCAUAUGGUGAUGUCAUUCAAGCAAGAACAGAUGCAAAAGACAUUACAGGUGCCAAUCAAGGUACAGCCGAAAAGUACCAUUGGACAGCAUCAAUUGUGAACAACCAUCCUAAUAACGGCGGCAAGUCCAACAUGUGCGUAUUUCACUGUAGACCAACCAAGGAGCUUCCUUUCAAAUGUAAGAUCCUUGAGCGUCACCCAUACUCAUCCCAAGCCUUUAUUCCCAUGAACGCUGGAAACACCCGUGGUUACUUGGUUAUUGUUGCACUGAAUGGAGAGGAUGACAAGCCUGACAUGAGCACUCUGAAGGCUUUCAUUUGUUCCAACGUACAAGGCGUCAAUUACGCCGCUGGCAUUUGGCAUCAUCCUAUGAUUGCCCUAGAAGCUGAAACUGAUUUUGCAUGCCUGGUUCAUGAAUCUGGCAUCAAUCAAGAUGACUGCCAAGUUGUCGAUGUCGAAGAAUGGAUCGUUGAUGUUCCUGGAUAUACAGCAUAGAGUAUUCAACAUAAUAAAUUGUACAUUUUUCAAGAACGUCGCUUUUGUUUUAGGCUCAACAUUACGUUGGGAUAGUGCUCAAAAAGUUAUAGAUUUGAGUACAGGGUUCCGGCAGAAAAUCUCUCAAUUUCAAUAAUGUGGAAGUAAAUGAGGGUUCAACAAGUAAAA